This is a messenger RNA of Anoplophora glabripennis (Asian longhorned beetle), 1384 nucleotides long. Its product is annotated as lysosomal acid phosphatase-like. The transcript has 6 exons. Bases 1 to 1140 code for a protein of 379 amino acids. Gene Ontology annotation, molecular function: phosphatase activity. Gene Ontology annotation, biological process: dephosphorylation. The record is from RefSeq and is a predicted model, not a curated record. Lineage: Eukaryota; Metazoa; Arthropoda; Insecta; Coleoptera; Cerambycidae.
AUGAUAAAACUGAUUGUGAUGAUAACUGUUGCAUUGUUUAUCGGUUAUUGUAACUGUCACUGUGAACGUAAGGAAGACGAACUGUUAUCAGUUGUUGGGAUCAGAAACUCGGCUGUCCCUUCUGCCAUUCAUCUGAAUAUAUUGUUUAGGCAUGGCGACAAGACGCCAAAAUUGGAAUAUUUCGACGUAUAUCCUAACAAUCCUUGGAAUAUCCCGAAACUGUGGAAUCACUCGGAUUAUGGAUUCGUUACAACUGCAGGAAAGUUAAACGUCUACAACCGGGGCAAAUGGUUGCGAGAACGCUACAAGCAGUUCCUCCCUGAAAAAUAUUCCGCAAAGAACAUCUUCGUGCAGUCCAGCGACAGUGACAGGGUAUUAGCGUCGGCGCAGCUGCUGCUGGCAGGCCUCUUUCCACCGAAGGGCACAGACGUCUGGAACGACAAUCUCAUGUGGCAGCCGAUCCCCAUUCACUCGGUGCCUGACUACAACGACACGGAAGUGGCGCAGAAGGUGACUUGUUCCAAAUACACGAAGCUUUUGGACAAACAGCUUAAGUCGGAUGUGCACGAAUUCGAGGAUACCAAGUACCUCUCACAAUACAUCGGCAAAGAACUAACGUCCCUGGAGCAGAUCUACAAGUUGUACAAGCUGUUGAGGAUCGUCGAAGAGAACGGGAUGGUUUUGCCGGGGUGGGCACUAAACGCGAUGCCCCUGCUGAAGACAAAAACCGACUUACUCUGCAAAACGUAUUCCCUAACGCUUGAAAUGCAACGGUUCAUGGGUGGGCCUAUCAUUCAUGCUAUGUCUAGCCAUUUCGAUGCCGUCUUGGCAAAAUCGCCGAAUGCCCCAAAGUUGCUGCUAUUCGCUGGACAUUCUAGGACAAUAUCGAACGUACUCAUGGCUCUCAAUGCUUUUAUAGAACAACCGCCCUACACGGCGACCUUACUGUUCGAGCUGAAGAAGAACUGUAAUGGCACGCCCUUCGUGGACAUCUAUUAUCAGACGAAUAAGACCGGUGAUCCCGCAGAAAUUGUAAAAAAUAUGCCAUACAAGACAUUCCAAGACCAUCUGAAUCCGAUCAGCGUGGAUCACUCAACCUGGAGGAAGGAAUGCCGCACGGGAUUCAUCUUCCGCGAAUAAUUACAUUUCAGGGGCAAUUUGAGUGUGCGUCGGGUGACGCAAUAAAAGCAUACGACUGAAAAUUAUAACUUUUAUUUAACAAAAUUGGGGACGAGUAUAUAAGACUGUAGCAUAUAACCCGCAGAGGCAGCACCACCGAGAUAUUUAAGAAAAUAUUAACGUAAUUUUAAAGUACUUUAAGAUCACUUCUGAAGAGUUAAAUGUAAUUCAGUUCAAGGAAAGACUAUUCCACCAGGGAUAUUUG